AUGGAGGUAGUAAAGCCCAUUGUCUUUACAAAACCAACCAGGGAUUUAAAGGCACGUCUUCUAUCAAAAACUUCACAUAUGGCCGAAGAAGAAACUCGUCUUUUAAAUGCAUUUGUUGACUUAUUAGAAAAAUGUUUGAAUUUAAAUCCUGAAAAAAGAUUGACUGUUAGAGAAGCAUUAAUGCAUCCAUUUGUCACUGGAAAGGUAUAA
Molecule: messenger RNA, 210 nt
Organism: Entrophospora sp. SA101
Lineage: Eukaryota; Fungi; Glomeromycota; Glomeromycetes; Entrophosporales; Entrophosporaceae
Source: the annotation of a GenBank genome assembly